Messenger RNA from Pygocentrus nattereri (red-bellied piranha), 2628 nucleotides. It is a transcript of the gene mep1bb, whose product is annotated as meprin A subunit beta. Gene Ontology annotation, biological process: proteolysis. The coding region runs from base 91 to 2391 and encodes 766 amino acids. Lineage: Eukaryota; Metazoa; Chordata; Actinopteri; Characiformes; Serrasalmidae. Gene Ontology annotation, cellular component: membrane; dystrophin-associated glycoprotein complex. The record is from RefSeq and is a predicted model, not a curated record. The transcript is spliced from 14 exons. Gene Ontology annotation, molecular function: protein binding; metalloendopeptidase activity; zinc ion binding.
UACAACCCCAAAGGGGUCCACUAAGUUUUCUCAGAUCCAAGUUAAUCUUAGGAUUCGUCUUCCGCUUCAGGUCCUCACCAUACAUUCAGCAUGAAGUGCAAGGCUGCAGUUUGGGCUUUUACUUUUUACAUUAUAUGCCUGCUUGACUGUGAAGUCACAUGCAUGCCAACAUCCAAAGUAUCCAAAGUAAUUGAGUUUGAUGUAGACGGUGGAAAAGAGGAUCUCUUCGAUGUCAAUGAAGCGGCUGGUCUCGAUCUGUUCGAGGGAGAUAUUGUGUUUGAGAGAGAAGGUUGGAACUCCAUCAUCGGGGAUCAGUACUUAUGGCCGAAGACGGUUCCCUACUAUUUCGAGGACAAUCUGGACAUCAAUGCCAAAGGGGUCAUAAUGAAGGCCUUUGAACAGUAUCGCUUGAAGACAUGCAUUGACUACAAACCCUGGAGUGGAGAGGAGAACUAUAUCUCUGUCUUCAAAGGCAAUGGGUGCUUCUCAUCUGUUGGGAAUCGUCAUGUGGGAAAGCAAGCUUUGUCCAUUGGUGCAGGAUGUGACCGUAUUGCCACCAUUGAGCAUGAGUUCCUCCAUGCUUUGGGCUUCUGGCACGAGCAGUCCCGCUCCGACCGGGACGAUUACGUUACCAUCAUGUGGGAUCGCAUUUCAGAAGGCAGGGAGCACAAUUUCAACAAAUACAACGACACCACGUCCAGCAAUCUGAACGUGCCUUACGACUACGGUUCCAUGAUGCACUACAGCAAGACUGCCUUCCGCAAUGGCACUGAGCCCACCAUCGUCACCAAAAUCCCUGCCUUCAGUGAUGUUAUAGGCCAGCGCAUGGAGUUCAGCGACAGUGACCUGCUUAAGCUCAACCGGCUUUACCACUGCACACGCGGCUCCACUUUCCUGGACACCUGUGAUUUUGAGCAGGAGAAUAUUUGCGGGAUGAUCCAAGGCCAUGACGACAAGGCAGACUGGAAGCGUGUCAGCAUGGCAACUGGCGGACCUGAUACUGACUAUUCUAACAUGGGGCAAUGCACUGGCAGGGGCUACUUCAUGCACUUUAGCACUAUCAAUGGCAACGGAGGGGACACUGCUAUGUUGGAAAGUCGGUUGUUGUAUCCUAAGCGAGGCUAUCAGUGUCUGCAGUUCUUCCACUACCACAGUGGAAACCCCAGUGACCAGUUGGCCAUUUGGGUGCGAGAGUAUGACGAGGCCAACCCUAACGGCACACUACGCUUCCUUCAGCAAAUCAACGGACCUCCUGAGGAUCUGUGGCAGCUCCACCACGUUACCCUGAACGUUUCCAAGAAGUUCCGUGUGGUGUUUGUGGGCACCAAAGGUUCUGGAAGCUCCACAGGUGGGCUUUCCUUGGAUGAUGUCAACUUGUCUGAGACCACCUGCCCAGAUCAUGUGUGGCGGAUCAAGAACUUCAAGAGUGUGAUGGAAAACACAACAGUAGGCACUGCCAUCUACAGCCCUCGCUUCCAGUCCAAGUACGGCUAUACGUUCCAGAUGGGGUUGUAUCCCAAUGGUUCUGAAGACUCUCUUGGGGAGCUGGGAGCCUAUGCCCAUCUGACGUCUGGAGAUGAUGGGGUCGACGCUGGCCUCACCUGGCCCUGCCCGUGGAAGCAGAUGACUAUGAUGCUGAUGGACCAGAAUGCAGACAUCCGCAGACGCAUGUCCAACCAAAGAAGCGUCACGACUGACCCUACUGUGAUGGUAGAAGGAUCAGAAAUGCUUUUCUGGGAUGACCCACGUAAAGUGGGCAUGGAAGUGGCAGAGUCAGACGGCACCAGGUACUUCAGGGGCCCUGGACAAGGAACUUCGGUGUACCUGACGCAGGCCAGAGCACUCACCAGAGACUUCAUCAAGGGUGGGGAUGCCAUCUUCCUUCUCACCAUGGAAGAUAUAUCCCACCUGGUGCCCUCUCAGCCCCUCCCCUCAUCGACAGUCCCUCCCACGAGUGAAACUCCCACCAACACAACCAGCAACACAACCACCACCACAACUGCAACCACCACUACAGCCACAGCCACCACCACCACCACAACCACCACAACCACAGCCACAGCCACAACCACAACCACCACCGCAUCUCCUCAUGAUCCAUGUGCCACAGUGACAUGUGAAAAUGACGGGGUUUGUGUGAAGGACAGUGCGGCACAAGCGGUGUGCAGGUGUGCGGCGGGGGGAGACUGGUGGAACUACGGCGACAGGUGUCAGUUUAAAAGCUCGACUCAGGACAACAUGGUUACCACGGUCGUGGCCUCGGUCGUGAUCUUCGCCGCCAUGCUGGUGGUGACGGUGGUGAGUGUGGUGUGUCUGAAGAAGAAGCACAGGAGGAAGAUGAACGAGUUGGGCGGCAGCGUCAUCAUUAAAAACAUGUCUGUAAAAUCCUGAAGCUUUUCAUACGCAUUCCAUUAAUAACGCAGAGGAACUCAUAAUUGACCUGUGCUUUGGGAAGAUUGUGGCCUGUGGCUCUCAGGCAAAUGACCCGAGGGCUGAAAUCAGAGCAGCGUGCAUUUCAGAGACGCAUCGUUUAAGGAUAUUCUUCGCUUCCAUAUAGAUUUGAUUCCGGGAUUUUUUUUUCCUUCCGUCUUUUAAUUGCAUGUGACUCAGUAAAUAUCUUGUUGUUUA